AUGAUGGUGAGGAAAACAACUCGGAGAUCUCGAAUGAAGAUUACAUUAGUCAGCUCAUUUCCGAAUGUCAUAAUGCGUACGACUAUUACGGUGAAUCCGACGCGGAGACAGGCCUUGAUGUCGAAUCAUUAGCUGCACCUGAUUCUGGGGAGUCGCAAUCGUCGGUCAUCAUGAGUGAGGUGAUAGAAGUUGAGGGGAAAAAGAAUGUCCAAGAUACUGCUAGUGCAGAUGAUAAGAGGGAUAUGUUCAUGCAGAUAAUACAAAUGACUUUUACGUCUCACGAGCCUGCGUAUGAUUUCUACAACAGCUAUGCUAGAGAUAAUGGUUUCAGCAUUAGAAAGAAUAGGGUCAGGUAUAGCAAAACCGAGUCACGUCACAUGCGUUAUAGGCGGUUUGUUUGUUCCAGACAAGGAAAACGUGACAGCAGGUUGCUAAUCGAGGAAGGACACAGUCGUAGGCUCAGACCCGAGACACGCUGCCACUGCGAAGCGCACCUGACCGUGAAGCUUGACCAAAAGCGUGGGGUUUGGUAUGUUGAUAGUUUUGAGGACAAGCAUAGCCAUAUCUUGGCAGGACCGGACGAGGUACCUUUUCUUUGGUCCCACAGAAAAAUCAAAGAGUACCAGAGAGCUGAGAUACUGUCCAUGGGAGCUGCAGGGAUUAGAAUUCACGACAUGAUGGAUUCCUUCAUCAGCAAACAUGUAUGGUAUGGCGGUGUUGGUUUUACCAGGCGUGAAAUAUACAACCUUUGCGCCAGGGAGAAGAGGAAGCUGCUUUCAAAAGGUGAUGCUGCCACAGUCAUAGGCAUCAUGGUCAGUAGGAAAUAGAGGGAUCCUAGCUUCUUUUUCGAGUACAAGCUAGACAAGGAAGGACAUAUGAAUAGGAUGUUCUGGUGUGACUCCCAGUCUCGUCAUGACUAUGAGGACUUCGGCGACGUGCUUGUAUUUGACAGCACGUACAAGAUGAACCGGUAUGGUAUGCCAUUCAUACCCUUUGUUGGUCUUAACAAUCACCGGAAGACCACUGUUUUUGCUUGUGCCAUAGUUUCGGACGAGACCGAAGAGACAUAUGUGUGGCUGCUGGAGACUUUUUUGAGGUCCAUGUGUCAAAAGAUGCCGAAGAGUGUUAUCACGGACGCCGACGCUGCGAUGAUCAAGGCAAUUCGCCAAGUCUUGCCAGACGUGUGGCACCGUAUAUGUACGUGGCCCAUAGAAAAAAAAAAUGAAGAUUCACCUCAGUCACAAGUCCUUGAAGGAGUUCCGAACUCUUCUGUACUACAACACGUCCACGACCACGUUUGAGGAGAGAUGGCACGCGUUUUUCAAAAGAUGGCAGCCGGAAAAAACAGUAACAUGGUUGAGACGGAUGUAUAAGAAGAGGAGUCUGUGGGCCGCGGCUUACCUAACAGAGGGUUUUUGGCUUGGCAUGAAAAGCAACCAGAGGAGUGAAAGUCUAAACUCAUGCCUUCACCUCCACCUAGACGGUGAAAUGACCCUGGUGGAUAUGAUUUUGCACUAUGAGAACACCGUUGUACGUAUCCGUGAGAAUGAGGCACGAGAUGAUUGCACGGCCUCACAGAGUUUACCGGUGCCAGUUACUAGCUCGAGGGAACUUGAGAUAGCUGCUUCUCACGUCUUCACUCCAGCAAACUUCUAUAUGUUGCAAGCUGAUCUUAGGAAAAUUGGUGGCAUGGAGAUUGUAGAAAUAAAGCUCGGAGACGGAUCACAGCAGUACAUCGUGGCCUGGAAGAAUAACCGGAAGAGCCGUUUUUGGGUGGAGUACACUCCAGUAAAUUCCGCAGAAACUAUAAGGUGCAGCUGCAGAAGAAUGAUUCGAAAGGGUCUACCUUGCAAGCACAUAUUCCAUGUACUGAAGUACUUGAAUAUAUCUGAAAUACCAAAGUGUUUAGUUCUUGUGCGGUUCACGAAAGACGCAAGGUUGGGACUGCCCGCCAGGCGCACAAGCGAUCUGUUGGGAUUUGGAUGGACUGGAGCAGCCGAAAGAAUGAAAUAUAGCCAGGUCAGUGUGUUGGCUUCAGAAGCUAUGCAUGCAGCAUGCAAACACCCAACUUUGUGGGAUCAGUUACAGGAGAGUUUGAAGACCGUGAUAGCUAAGAGCCAUGAGUAUGAUCAGCUAAAGGAAAAUUUGAGUAAGAAAACGGCUGAUCUUAGUACUUGUGCAAUUGAAUAUGUAGAUGAUGGUGAAGGAAACAUAGUUGAAGUUCAUGAUCCUAUUAAAGUAUCAACGAAAGGUGCAACUAAGGUAGAUGAGAACCGCCCUAUGUCGAAAAAUGGUAGGCCACUUUCGUACGACGAGAUCGGAAUCAGGUGCGGCGCAUGCAAAUUGCUAGGGCACACUAAACGCAACAAGAAAUGCUAAAUAAGAAAAGCGUGGUGGGCGAAGAAGAGUAGAACAGUUGCUAAAGUUAUGUUAGGAUGAAUCCAGUGAUCUAAUAGUGAGGUGUUUACAAUGUGUUACUGCAUACAUGAUACAUGAUAUAUACUAUUGCAAGAGGCCAGUACCUUGAGAUAGUGCUUGUAGCAUAUAUGGACUAAACAGGAGGCGGUCACUAAGGACUUUAAUCAUGGAAAAUGGAUAGCAUUUUAGCCAUUGUAAUGAUGGCAUCUUUUAUGUUGUCCACUGUAGUUAUAUUAUAUUAGAAAA
This is a messenger RNA of Triticum aestivum (bread wheat), 2664 nucleotides long. RefSeq names its product protein FAR1-RELATED SEQUENCE 11-like. The record is from RefSeq and is a predicted model, not a curated record. Lineage: Eukaryota; Viridiplantae; Streptophyta; Magnoliopsida; Poales; Poaceae. The coding region runs from base 171 to 827 and encodes 218 amino acids. The transcript is spliced from 4 exons.